GAGCUCCCCUUUGGCUCCCGCCGUCCCCAUCGGAGCGCCCCUCUCCGCUGGUUCAGCCAGUUGUAGUGGGAGGCGGGGCUAUGGAGACGGAGUAUUACGGUGGGGAGCAGUCAGAAUUACAUAUGGAAAACUUGGAAUAUGCUCCUGAGGAACUUAGUCUGAACCCUUUCCAAGGGGGCAAAAGAGAUGAUGGUGGAGCCACACCAGUACAGGAUGAGCGUGAUUCAGGAUCAGACAUGGAAGAUAACCGAAAUGAACAACGCUCUGGAUCGGAGAAUGGAAGCAUAGGACAACAUUCAGAGAAUGAACUUAGUGACGGGGAAGAUGACAGACAAACUCUACAACAUCCCAUGACAGACUCAGAAAAUGAAGAUACACCGGGACAGAAACAUAGUGAUUCAGAAAACGAGGAUGCCGUUAAUCAUAAUGGCAGUGACUCAGAAAAUGAAGGGGUUGAUGGAGAGAAAGACAGUGACUCUGAUAUGGAAGAUAAUCCUGUUCAACCUGCGAGUGACUCGGAGAAUGAGGAUGCUGUAAAUAAUCAGGCCAGUGAUUCUGAGACAGAGGAGCCUCUGAAGGGCCAUGGCAGUGAAUCUGAAAAUGAGGAACCUCCGAAGAACACGGGCAGUGAUUCUGAACAUGAGAGUGUGCAUAAAAGGCAUGGAAGUGAUUUAGAAAAUGAAGAGCCCCAGAAACAUCCAGCCAGUGACUCGGAAAUUGAGGAGCACCCAAAAAACCAUGACCCUGAUUCAGAAAAUGAGACAGUGCAAAAACCUCUUGCCAGUGACUCUGAAAAUGAGGAGCAAAAGGUCCAGUCCAGUGAUUCUGAAUGUGAAGAUCCCCCCAGAAAUGAAAAGAAAAUAGAGGUAGGUGAUAGUGAUGGAGAAAAUAAGAAGGAAGAGGAACUGGUGAAUAGCGCCCAGCUUUCAGAUAGUGAUGUUGGAAAGAGACUACAUGGCUUUGACAGUGAAGAAGAAGGAAGUCCCAAAAAACAGAAGAUAGACAGUGAUGAAGAUGGAAAAGAGGAGGAGAAAUUGGCCAAAAGGAAAGCUGUUGUGCUCUCUGAUAGUGAAGAUGAAGAAAGAACACCUGCAAAAAAGAGCCGUGUUAUCUCUGAUGGUGAUGAAUCAGAUAGUGAUGCUACCACAGGGAAAUAUGAAAAGCAAAAGAAAUCUAUCGCUUCUGAUAGCGAGGAAGAUGAUGACAAGGAUGACAGUGGAAAGAAGAAAGAAGAAAAAGAUCUUUUUGGAAGUGACAGUGAGUCAGGAAAUGAGCAAGAAAACCUCAUAGCAGAUAUAUUUGGAGAAUCUGGAGAUGAGGAAGAAGAGGAAUUUACAGGAUUUAACCAAGAGGAUUUGGAAGAGGAGAAAGCAGAAAGAAAAGAAGUAGCAGAAGAAUCCGAUUCUGAUGACAAUAUCAGAAGAGGAAAACAUAUGGACUUCAUGUCAGAUUUUGAUAUGAUGUUACAACGGAAAAAGAGCAUGAGUGGCAAACGCCGGCGCAACCGUGAUGGCGGGACAUUCAUUAGUGAUGCUGACGAUGUAGUCAGUGCCAUGAUCGUUAAGAUGACUGAAGCCGCAGAGGAGGAUAGACAGUUGAAUACACAGAAGAAACCAGCACUAAAGAAAUUAACUUUGCUUCCAACUGUAGUCAUGCAUCUUAAAAAGCAGGACUUGAAGGAAACCUUCAUUGACAGUGGUGUAAUGUCAGCCAUCAAAGAGUGGCUUUCUCCAUUACCAGAUCGGAGUCUUCCUGCCCUGAAAAUUCGAGAGGAGCUUUUGAAGAUUUUGCAAGAG
Protobothrops mucrosquamatus (brown spotted pit viper) is the source of this 1796-nucleotide messenger RNA. It is a transcript of the gene IWS1, whose product is annotated as interacts with SUPT6H, CTD assembly factor 1. The record is from RefSeq and is a predicted model, not a curated record. Gene Ontology annotation, cellular component: nucleus. Gene Ontology annotation, biological process: poly(A)+ mRNA export from nucleus. Lineage: Eukaryota; Metazoa; Chordata; Lepidosauria; Squamata; Viperidae.